AUGGAAAUUAAUUCGAAACAUCGAAAACUAUCAAAAAGCAAAAAUUCUGUGCGUACAGCUACUUCUAUUAAGCCUCGUUUAGCAAAAAAGAAAAUAGUGACUAGAAAAAGGAAAUGUGUAUGUCUUCCAGAAAAUUAUUCUAUAGUCGAAUUUCCGGCAAUAUGGAAUGAGUUAAGACAGAACGGCCAACUAUGCGAUGGAACAAUCGUAUGUAAAGAUAAAAAAUCUAUUCAAGUUCAUCGAGCUAUACUUUCAGCAGUCAGUCCCUAUUUUAAAGCAAUUUUUGUUAAUUCAUUAAAGAAAGGAAAGCCGGAAGAAACGGAAAUAGCCGUCGACGUUCCUUCAUAUUAUAUGAACCUAAUACUGGACUACGCAUACACAGGGACAUGUAUAGUCACGACCGAUAAUGUAGAACAUUUGUUACCAUAUGCCGAUCAAUUUGACGUAGUUGGAGUUAUACAAUUAUGUUGCCAAUUCCUUUUACAAGAAUUACGACCCCACAACUGUCUUGGUAUUUUUAAAUUUGCGAGAUGUUAUUUUUGUAGCGAAUUAGAAAGUAAAGGGAAAUUGUUUAUAAGACAAAAUUUUGCCAGAAUACUUAAAGAAUGUAGUGAAUUUAAAUUACUGUCUCACGAAGAACUCGAAGAUAUAUUACGUGAUGAUGAACUCAAUGUUCGGAAUGAGGAAAUAGUGUUUCAAGCAGUGAAAAUGUGGGUAGAACAUGAUUUAGAAAACAGAAGAAAAUAUAUUCCGUCUUUAUUGUCUUGUGUACGCUAUGGCCAUAUCAACUACAAAUAUUUUAAGUCGAAAAUUUUACAGUGGCAACCAGUCGUUGAGGAUGAAAAAUGUCAAGAAGUGUUGUAUCCAGCUGUAGUAUUUCUAACUGUCUUGGACUCGCGUCCUGACACGGAAGCUGACCUUAACGAUCCUUUGGCCAGACCCCGAAUUCCGUUCGAAAUAUUAUUUGCAGUAGGAGGUUGGAGCGCUGGUAGUCCAACGAGCUUUGUUGAAACAUAUGAUACCCGAGCGGACCGCUGGUUCCUUUCGAUUCAUAUGGAUUUGUCGCCUCGUGCCUAUCACGGUUUAUGUGCCUUGAAUAACUUGAUCUAUAUGAUUGGCGGUUUUGACGGCAGUGAUCAUUUCAAUACCGUUCGAUGUUACGACCCCGUAGCGAACACUUGGCACGAAAGGGCUUGUAUGUAUCAAGCGAGAUGUUACGUCAGUGUUGUCGUUCAUGAUGGCUUAAUAUACGCAUUGGGUGGUUACAAUGGUCGUACGCGUAUGUCUUCGGUCGAACGCUACUAUCCACAAAAGAAUCAGUGGGAGAUGACCACGCCGAUGAACAAACAACGUUCCGAUGCUAGCGCCGCUUCACUUGGAGGAAAGAUAUACAUAGUGGGAGGUUUUAACGGUCAAGAGGUGUUAAGUUCUGCUGAGGUAUUCGAUCCUGAAACGAAACAGUGGAGUUUCAUUCGAUCAAUGUUAAGUCCACGCUCAGGAGUCAGUCUGAUAUCAUACCGAGAUUCUUUGUACGCUUUAGGAGGAUUUAACGGAUACAGCCGUCUUAAUACUGGGGAGCGGUUUAGUCCUCACCGCGGCGGCGAGUGGCAGGAAGUGACCGAAAUGUUCAGCGCCAGGAGUAACUUCGCUACAGUGUUGCUGGACGACAUGAUCUUUGUUAUAGGCGGGUUUAACGGUUCCACAACGAUACCGCACGUGGAGUGCUACGACGGCGACACACUGGAGUGGUACGACGCAGCUCCAAUGAACCUCACUCGCUCCGCUCUCAGUGCUUGCGUCCUCGCCGGUCUGCCAAACGCUCGUUCAUUCUCAUAUCUUGCCAAAGCUGUGCCAGCGGCUGGCGCUGAUCAAGCCUUUCAUUCAUAAGC
This is a messenger RNA of Melitaea cinxia (Glanville fritillary), 1889 nucleotides long. Its product is annotated as kelch-like protein 10. The transcript has 7 exons. Lineage: Eukaryota; Metazoa; Arthropoda; Insecta; Lepidoptera; Nymphalidae. Bases 1 to 1887 code for a protein of 628 amino acids. The record is from RefSeq and is a predicted model, not a curated record. Gene Ontology annotation, molecular function: protein binding.